This is a messenger RNA of Colletotrichum godetiae, 1210 nucleotides long. RefSeq lists its product as uncharacterized. The transcript has a single exon. The record is from RefSeq and is a predicted model, not a curated record. Bases 235 to 885 code for a protein of 216 amino acids. Lineage: Eukaryota; Fungi; Ascomycota; Sordariomycetes; Glomerellales; Glomerellaceae.
GCUUCAUCCAUAUGAUGUUCCCGGGGGCUCAUCGUUUAUCGUUUUGUUUCCCCUUUAUUUCUUUGCCCGUCCUUGCUGAUUUUGGCGCGACCCAACAACCGGCCGCCCGCCCAUCUCUCCUAGAGUCUAUCCCACUUUCUUUGGACGUGCUUCGAUAUUUCAUAUAAGUGUGAAACCGCGCGGCCCCGUUUCUAUCUCCCGUCCCAAGUGCCCCAGUCUCCGCGACUGGACCCGAUGUUUCUUGGAGCGAUAACUUUACUUGCAGGUUUCCUAGCCAUAGAGACUACCAAAAUGGUGUCCCCAAAGCUCGGUGCCCGUUGCAAAGAGAACGUUGUACCUACCUUUUACGUUUCUAGCCUCAUCGAAUUAACAAUCUGGGAUGGAUCUGGGAUAGAGGCUAUUUUGUUUCUCCCUGAGAGCCUUUCACCCCUUCUCAAUUUCACUCUCCGUCUCAUUAUACCCCAAGCCACACAUAGGUACUCUUUUGAGUGUUUGCUCUCUACUCCGUACUCUGUAGUCUGUAUUCAAUCGCGUUGCCUCGGUCAUUAUUCGUACUGUUGUCUCGACCGGCUUACUUCCAUCGUUUCAUCCCUUCUUUUGCAUCUAGCUCAUUGGACCGUCGGCGACCGUGCUCAUCAUCGAGUCUGCUCACCUACCACACUCACACACACCCAAACGCACAUACCGAGUGUCGAUGGAAAUCCGAUCAUCAGAGAAGGCAGAGAAAGUCUGAGGUCUGUUGGUGCACAGUCAGCGGCGCCGCAUCCUUUCCUCCUGACUUGCUUGACAUCUGCGCCUCGGCUGGGUCCUUUCACACAUCCUUCGCUAGUUGGAACCCACGAGCCUCUCUGCCUCUUUUUCUUUUCUCCCUUGUGCCCGCCGUAGUGGUGUAUUGAGUGAGGAGCUGCCUUUCAGCUUCCCUUCCCUUCCCUUCCUUCCCUCCCCAUCCAGCUAUCAAACCAAAAUUACACUUUGUUAGUCCCGUCAUUCUUGCCUCUCCCGUGUCAGACAAGACAAGACAGGAACGAACAGACUGAAAGUGGGCAGGUGCCUUCCUUCCCGUUCCCUCGUCCCUUCCUCGAUGGUUCUUUGGGCCCUCUAAACUCAACAACAAGAAAGGAGGAAAGAGUUCCUUGGCUGCCCCCUUCCUUCCUUCCUUGCCUUUUCUUUCUCUAUCUCUUUCUCUUGCCAUCCGAGGCAAGAGACACCA